Molecule: messenger RNA, 1612 nt
Organism: Manihot esculenta (cassava)
Lineage: Eukaryota; Viridiplantae; Streptophyta; Magnoliopsida; Malpighiales; Euphorbiaceae
Product: probable aspartic proteinase GIP2
Exons: 1
Coding region: 93-1400 (435 amino acids)
Biological process (GO): proteolysis
Molecular function (GO): aspartic-type endopeptidase activity
Source: RefSeq, a predicted model, not a curated record
CCUUAAGUUGUCAACCAUAUCUAAUUCUCUACUAUAAAUACUCUGAAACCCAGUGCUUCUCCAAUCAUCAGCUCUCUUUCCAGUUUCCAAUAAUGGCCAUCUCUCGUUGUCUCUUUUUCUUCUGUUCCCUUAUUUUCUUUAUUUCUCCUUCCAUUGCACAAACAUCCUUCAGGCCCAAAGCUCUAGUCCUUCCUGUAUCAAAAGACCCAUCAAGCCUCCUUUACCUUACCCAGAUCAAUCAAAGAACCCCUCUCGUUCCUGUCGAUGUCGCCCUGGAUCUUGGUGGUCUAUAUCUCUGGGUUGAUUGUGAGCAAGGCUAUGAGUCAUCCUCUUAUAGACCUGCACGCUGCAAUUCAGCCCAGUGUUCACUUGCUAACGCAAAUGGCUGUAUAACGCAGUGCUUCUCUAGUCCAAGACCAGGGUGCAACAACAACACAUGUGCGCUGCUCGUUGACAAUACGGUUACAAACAUUGCCACUGAUGGUGAACUUGGUCAGGAUGUGGUGUCUAUCCAAUCUACGGAUGGAUCGAAACCUGGUAGAUCAGUCUCUGUUUCAAAAUUUCUCUUCACUUGUGCACCUAAAUUCAUCUCGGAAGGUCUUCCCAGUGGUGUCAAGGGUUUGGCUGGUCUCGGAAGGACUAAGGUUUCUCUCCCUUCUCAAUUUUCUGCUGCCUUUAGCUUUGACAGGAAGUUCGCCAUUUGCUUGAGCUCUUCAACAACUGCUAAAGGUGUGGUGUUCUUCGGGGAUGGGCCUUAUGUUUUGCGUCCAAAUUUCGAUGCUGCUGAGUCCCUCACUUAUACUCCACUGAUUCUCAACCCAGUAAGCACAGCAGCUGCUUUCGUUCAGGGUGACCCUUCCUCUGAUUAUUUCAUUGGAGUGAAGUCUAUCAAAAUCAACGGAGAAGUUGUUCCACUGAAUACAACAUUGCUAUCCAUUGACAGGGAAGGUUUCGGCGGAACAAAGAUUAGCACCGUAAAUCCUUACACUGUCAUGGAGACCACAAUCUACAAUGCUUUUGUUAAUGCUUUUGUGAAGGAGAUAAGUGAUGUCCCAAGAGUAGCACCCGUGGCACCUUUCGGAGCUUGUUUUAAUUCUAGCAAAAUCCUUGGCACUCGCCUUGGUGCAAAUGUGCCAUCAAUUGAUCUUGUGUUGCAGAGCAACAGCGUUUUCUGGAGGAUUGUUGGUGCCAACUCAAUGGUUGAAGUUAAUAAUGAUGUGCUGUGUCUGGGAUUUGUUGACGGAGGUGUAAAUCCAAGGACUUCAAUCGUGAUUGGAGGGCAUCAAUUGGAGGACAAUCUUCUGCAAUUUGAUCUUGCCACUUCAAGGCUCGGAUUUAGCUCUUCUCUGUUGUCUAGACAAACAACAUGUUCAAACUUCGACUUCGCCUCUAAAGCUUAGAGGAUGUUUCGAAAACCUUCAGCCUACUAUUGUAUUGUUAAUUUGUUUGUUUGAUAGCUCUAUUAUACCAUUAGUUUUACUGUUUAAAGAAAGAAUGAAAGGAGGCCAUGCAUGAUUGCUAGUGAUGUCCUCACCAAUUACUCUUCUGAUUUUUAUUUUUAUUUUUCCGUUUAUCCUCAAAAAUAUAUAUAUACUUACAGUUACGGGUGUCA